CUCCCUUUUGCAAUCACACGACCUUAAAACUUCCGAUGGAGUUGCCUCCAAUCAAUUUACCGUCGAUUCGAUAUUUUGUGUAGAUUAUGAAUUCCGUUCUUAUUUUAUAUACUGUGAUUUUGUCAUGUACAUCCGAAGUUGUAUCCCUAUCAUGCGAUUGCACUACACAGGACAAUGGACUGAGUGUGAUGUCGAUGGCUUUGAUAGGAGUAUUAGGCCUCCUGAUCAUAGUGGUCACAGCACUCGCUAUAAUGGUGGUCAAACUCAGCUUUUCUAAACGAGCGCCAAUGCGUCGACCGAGGCCAUCGGAGAGAAAGAACCAUUCGAGAAAUUCCAGACACAAACAGCAGAACACCACAAUGGAGCCGAGCUCGCAGCCCGUGCUGUCGGCCCUCUACGCCGAGGCCGAGACGCCACUGACGAAAAACGUGCGCAUGACAGACGAUGCGUCACAGCAUUACGCAGAGGCGGGGGGCACGGGGCAUUACGCUGAGACGCAAGCGUUCGCGGUAACGGAUGAGCCAAAACACACAACUGGAGUUAAACGAGGAGGGAAGUAUGGCUACUCGACUGUAAACAAGCCUGGUAACAAAAAGAAGAGCAGUGACCAGGCUAGUAAAUCAUCCUCCACGCUCCCUCGCCACCUACCGAGCGACAAUGUAUACAUGCCUCUGACAGAGGGAGAGUAUGACCAUUUGAAUCAACCGAGACCCAAGAACUCGAUUCCAAACGAGAACCAGACAAAGGGAAUCAAGCUAAUUCCAUAUCAACAAGUUAGUUUAAGGAGAAAGAAGGAACCCGAGAUUCCGUACGAUGUGCCACGAAGUCAUAAGAAGAAUUUAAAUCCACAGGAAACGUACGACGUGCCGCCAUCCCACACAUCACAAUCGUCAGAGGCCCAAGAAACGUACGAUGUGCCCCCUUCAUCUUCUCAAAACCAUACCGAGACUCAAGAAACGUAUGAUGUCCCGGGAAGUAAUACACCGCUCAAUGACUACGACGCUCCCAGGAGCAACGUUAACUCUGCUGCCAGUAGUCAGAUGAUGUACGACGUACCCCCACCGUCUAACGAGCGGCCCCUCCCCGGGCAGAUGAUGUACGAUAGGCCCCCACUGAUCCCAACAGCUCUGUCAGGCGUCUACGAUGUCCCAAAGUCACAGAAAAACAGUCCCAAAAAUAGCCCCAAAUCAAGUCCCAAACUGGGAAACGUUAUAAAUAAAUGACACUCUAUCAAGAACUGACAGAACAACGAAGUAAAUGAUAUCAAUGGGUAUUUUAUGAUUUUUCUACUGGAUCCCAUCAGCAAACUUAACGCCUAUUAUAUCUUGUACAUAUCUUAAUUAUCAAGUUUUUGUUUACAAUUUGAAAGAAUAUAAAAAUGGUUUAUACA
Molecule: messenger RNA, 1390 nt
Organism: Magallana angulata
Lineage: Eukaryota; Metazoa; Mollusca; Bivalvia; Ostreida; Ostreidae
Exons: 4
Coding region: 87-1223 (378 amino acids)
Source: RefSeq, a predicted model, not a curated record